ACUAAUAAUUCUCUUAUUUCCAGACUCAAUAAAAUGGAGGAACAAGACGUCAACUGUAGCGUGUGUAUGGAGUCCUUCAACGAACAACACAACAGUCCACGCACUCUGAGGUGCGGCCACACCCUGUGCUCGCCCUGUAUAGAAGCUCUCCUCACCAAGUGUAUUGUGGAGAGGAACUGUCCCGAGUGCCGCAAGCCUCUGAAGAUCACGGCCGUCUGUCACGUCCCGGUCAGCUACACGAUACUGAGGAUGGCCAGCGCUCUGGCCAGGGUCAACGACGACCCUCCGGUGGUUAGAAUCCAGACCGAGGACGGGGAGGUGUGCACGGAUCACGGAGGCCCGAUAAUAUCCUACUGUACGGCGUGUGACGUGUGGAUGUGCCCGGACUGCCGAUGCGACGACGACCCCGCUAGAUCCGUCAACGUGCCCGAGGGUCUGCUGCACUUGAAGCGAGGGUUCGUGGAGAAGAUGGAAGACGGCGUCAAGUAUCUGAACGAGCGGAAGAACGAACUGGAGAAGGAGAGAGACGACGCCGACCGCCAGACCGCACGAUUCCAGAGGACACACCGCAUCGUGGGGAAGAGGCUCAAGAAACUGCAGGAGGCCAUCGGGAAAGUGGAGGAAUUUGAGGCUCUGGCGGUGGAGGCCGGGUCGUCGAGGAGACUCCAGAGGCUCAUAGACCGAGGAACGACGUACGCGGCCGAUGUCAGAACCUGGUUGACGUCGGAGCUAGAACCUCCUCAACCAUACCCGUGUAUUUCCGCUGCGUCGCUGCCCAAUAAUAGGGGACCUAUUCGGAAAAACGGCCACCUCGCCUUCGCUCGAGGAAUUCCGCCCCAUGUUACUUCACCCUGCCAGUUCGCGGAUUUAAGGGAGAAAUUGACAAUUAGCCAAAACAUGUACGCUAGACUUGACGAGACCGGCACAACGCGCUGGUCGAAAUUGAGCGUCCAGGGAGGAAAUCUGUUUCUACAGUCGCUAAUCUGUACGGCACCACCGGCCGGAGCAACGCAAAUCCCGUUCAUGGAGGUGAUGAGGUCGUACCUGGACUCGGGCAAAUGGAGGACAUUCAUGGACAUCCACUGCGACGACCGCCACGAGGGCCGAGUCUUCUUCCUCAUGUUCAACCGUUCCCGCCGAGCCAUCAACUUCGUCCGCCUCUGCACGGGUCAGAACGCUCCCGGCUAUCGGGGUCUGAGGCUUCACGACGGGUAUAGAGACGUGCCCGGGGUAGCGAGGCCGUUUCCCCUCGUUAAAGGAGGCGUCGAACUGGACAACUCGAGAGCCGUCCGCCCCAACACCGAGUUCAACAACUUUGACGAGGACAUCGAGAACAGGAACAUAUACGACAGAGCCGUUCAUCCUGGUCUGGUCACCGGAUCUAUGACACAUGAACAUGGCAAAGAGGCUCGGUUCUAUGUCAACCUCUCCUGUAAGACUGGCAUUGACACGGGUAGUUUCGGUAAAGUGACAAAUGGCCUCAGUAUUCUGAGGCAAUACUUUCAUACCAUUACUAAGGAGAACGCACAGCCAAUCAUAGGAGACUGUGGGAUUAUGGUGCCUCUAUCGUGAACUGUUUCUCAUGUUUGACCGUUUUAAUUUAGAUACUGUUAUCACUUGAAGAUUAUCCCAACCAUUAGUUUAUUUAACCUAACUUAAUCUACCCUAUCCUAUCUUAUGUUAACCUAACCUUAUCUUCUCCCUUUAUUAACCUAACUUAACCCCCCUCUGGUAGUAUCAAGGCGGCGAAGUAUUAGAUGUAAUUAGCCUGUGGGAUGGGGGUAAUCUUCAAGUAAGCGAGGUAUUGUUUCCUAUUGAACUAAACUACAGAGCACUGAUCAUGCUUAACUUUUUAUACGUUUCAAUUAAGAUUUCUCUCGUGUGUGUGUGUGUGUGUGUGUGUGAUGAGGAUGAAUGGUUACACAAUACAGACUCAAACACAAAUUACAUCUAGGUAUGGGACAGUAAGGUUCAGCUCUUAACGUCAUUAUAAGCUUUAACUUAAAAACUCGCCCGUGCUUGGGGGUAAUCCUAGAGCUUUUGUAACGAGGGUACAGUACACUGUUUUGAUAUUGUUUAUAAUGGGUUAAUACUGGACAAAAACUGCCAUGUUCCUUCAUAAACCAUUGUUAGUAAAUACUGUAACUGCUUGGUUGGUUCACACUGGGCCAGACACAAACCCAGGACUGUCUAAUCAUCAAGGUGGAAAGAAACUGGGUGUCUAAUCUCUACUUCAGUAUCCCACAAGGCCUACUUUGGCAGUCAGCUCAAGAAAGACUUACUGUUUAUAGAUUAAGUCAACUCAUCUAUACAGUAUUGUACGUAUAUAUAGUCAACCAUUGUCACAAACACGAAUGUAUAAACGACAUAAUCA
Homarus americanus (American lobster) is the source of this 2374-nucleotide messenger RNA. RefSeq lists its product as uncharacterized. The coding region runs from base 34 to 1572 and encodes 512 amino acids. Gene Ontology annotation, biological process: protein ubiquitination. The transcript is spliced from 3 exons. The record is from RefSeq and is a predicted model, not a curated record. Gene Ontology annotation, molecular function: ubiquitin protein ligase activity. NCBI's taxonomy places the organism in Eukaryota, Metazoa, Arthropoda, Malacostraca, Decapoda, Nephropidae.